AUGCUUCCUAAAAUUAGAAAAUAUCAAUCUGGUUAUGAAAAACGAACAAAAAAGAAAAAGGUAGAAUUGUUGAUUGAGUCACAAAGAGGAGCUCUUGAUAAAUUUCUUAAGAAAGAAUCGCAAGUUCCUACUGAUCAAAAUUAUGAUGAUAAUGUGGUAAUUAAUGAGAAUAACGAUGUUGAAAUUGAGAUUGAUAAUGCCAAUGUUGAAUGUGAUGAUGUGCCUAAUAAAAAUGAUUCUUGUGAUGAUGUUCCUAUUGAUAAUGAUGGUAUUGAUUGUGCUCCUCUUGAAAAUGAUAAUGUUGAUGUGGAAAAUAGUGAUUAUGUGCCUAUUGAGAAUGAAAAUGUUGGACAAACUAACUCAGCCGAAAAUUUUCAUUUGCCUAAUAUAUAUGAUCCUAGAACGUGGGACGGUCUUGAUUCUAAAUUGAUAGAUUUAUUAAUAGAGAAAGGUCCCAAAAGAGAUUUAUCUAUUGUGAAAGGUCCUAAAGACGAAUUUUCUAGGCGAUUUACCGCAAACUUAUAUACUAGAGUUUUGUCCAAUGGAGAGAAGUUUGGCCUAAGACUUAAGGAGCAUGAAACAAGCAUGGAACAUGUGAAAAACAUGACAACUUGGUAUGAUUUGCGUUCAAGGUUUCAAAAGAAUCAAACAAUUGAUAAAGUCGUGCAAAAACAAAUUGAGAAAGAAAAAGAGCAUUGGAAAAAAGUCUUGAAAAGAAUUAUUUCAAUUGUGAAAUUUCUUGCUAAACAUAAUUUAGCAUUUCGUGGUACAAAUGAGAAAUUAUAUCAAAAUAGUAACGGCAAUUUUUUGGGCUUAAUUGAAAUGUUGGCAGAGUUUGACCCAGUUAUCCAAGAGCAUGUUAGACGUAUUACUAAUGAUGAUAUCAACUUUCAUUAUCUUGGUCAUAACAUUCAAAAUGAGUUGAUAUGUUUGCUUGGUUCUGCUAUUAAAACUGAAAUUGUUAAAAAAGUAAAGCACGCAAAAUAUUUUUCAGUGAUACUUGAUUGCACCCCUGAUGUUAGCCAUCAAGAGCAAAUGUCGUUGAUACUAAGAUAUGUGAACAUCUCUUCAAAUUCUGUUAGUAUUGAAGAAUCUUUUUUGGGAUUCUUAAAUGUAAAUGAUACGACUGGCCAAGGACUUUUUAAUGCAUUGCAAAGUGAGUUAAAAAAUUUAGAUCUUGAUAUAUUGGAUGUGCGAGGACAAGGUUAUGACAAUGGAUCAAAUAUGAAAGGAAAACAUCAAGGGGUACAAAAAAAACUUUUGGAUUUAAAUUCUAGAGCAUUUUAUACGUCUUGUGGUUGUCAUAGUCUUAACUUGACAUUAUGUGACAUGGGUAAUACGUGUGGUAAAGCUAGAGAUUUUUUGGGAGUUAUACAACGCAUAUACACUAUUUUUGCAUGUUCUACCAAGAGAUGGCAAAUAUUGAAAGAUAAUGUAAAAGGAUUGACUCCUAAGUCUUUGUCGUCUACUCGUUGGGAGAGUCGGGUAGAUAGUGUAAAAGCUAUAAGGUUUCAAAUUGUAGAAAUACGGGAAGCUUUACUUCAAGUAUCAGAACAUGAUAAUGAUUCUAAAAUAAGAAGUGAAGCUAGAUCAUUGGCAAUUAAUGAGUUGGGUGAUUUUGAGUUUUUGAUUGCAAUAAUCAUUUGGUUUGAAGUAUUUAGUGCAAUUAAUCUGGUGAGCAAGAUUUUACAAUCAAAAGACAUGCUUAUUGAUGUGGCUAUUGAAAAAAUAAAGGGGUUAAUUUCUUUCUUUGAGACGUAUAGGCAAUCUGGUUUUUAUGAUGCACUGAAUAAUGCUAAGAAACUUGCCAUUGAAUUGAAUAUUGACCCUAUAUUUCCCCAAAGGCGUGAAAUACGAAGAAAGAAACACUUUGAUGAGGAAACAAGUACAUCAUUUGUUGCUCCAUUAUCUCCAGAGGAAUCAUUUAGAGUUAAUUAUUUUCUUUAUAUUGUUGAUCAAGCCAUUAAUUCUCUUAGUAGGAGAUUCGAGCAAUAUCAGGAGUAUGAAAAUAUCUUUGGUUUCUUGUUUACUUCUUACAAUUUGCGGUCAUUGGAUGAUAAGAGUUUAAAAUCUUCGUGUAUUCAACUUGAAAAUGCACUUAAACAUAAUGACCAAUUUGAUGUUGAUGGACCUGAAUUAUAUUUAGAGUUGAUGUAUUUAAAAGAGGUAUUGUCUGGACAAGGAAUGAUGGGACCUAUUGAUAUUAUGAAGUUUUUGACUGGUUUAAAUUGCUUUCCUAAUGCAUUUAUUGCAUACCGAAUUUUGUUAACUAUUCCUGUGACUGUAGCAGCAGAAAGAAGUUUUUCAAAGUUGAAGCUAUUGAAAUCCUAUUUGCGUUCUACAAUGUUACAAGAAAGGCUUAAUGGAUUAGCGGUGAUAGCAAUUGAGAAUGAUCUUUUGGAGAAAAUUGAAUAUGAGGAAUUGGUUGAUGAUUUUGCAUCAAAGAGUGUGAGAAGAAUGGCCCUGUUUAAAUAA
Molecule: messenger RNA, 2475 nt
Organism: Beta vulgaris subsp. vulgaris (sugar beet)
Lineage: Eukaryota; Viridiplantae; Streptophyta; Magnoliopsida; Caryophyllales; Amaranthaceae
Exons: 2
Coding region: 1-2475 (824 amino acids)
Molecular function (GO): protein dimerization activity
Source: RefSeq, a predicted model, not a curated record